Messenger RNA from Phanerochaete carnosa HHB-10118-sp, 3031 nucleotides. RefSeq lists its product as uncharacterized. Gene Ontology annotation, cellular component: plasma membrane. Gene Ontology annotation, molecular function: calcium-activated cation channel activity. The record is from RefSeq and is a predicted model, not a curated record. The transcript is spliced from 14 exons. The coding region runs from base 47 to 2905 and encodes 952 amino acids. NCBI's taxonomy places the organism in Eukaryota, Fungi, Basidiomycota, Agaricomycetes, Polyporales, Phanerochaetaceae.
CUUCAACUUCAAACCACCACCAUCGUUUCCUUCGUAGUUUUCCACUAUGUCGGGCAAGUUUGGUGACCUAAUAAACCAAAGUGCCAAUCUGCGGACGCUGGCGCCCGCAGCGGUUGGCUCCCAAGUUGCACUAAUGACGGUCAUUUCAACUUGUACUAUCAUUGUUUUCAACGUUCUUCGGCCUAGGAAUAAAAUUGUAUACGAGCCAAAGGUCAAAUAUCAUGGCGGCGACAAGAAACCUCCUCCCAUCUCCGACUCUCUCCUCGGCUGGGUGUCUCCGCUCUUACACACCAAAGAGCCGGUUCUCGUGGAGAAGAUAGGAUUGGACGCGGCCAUCUUCCUUCGCUUUCUCCGCAUGAUGCGCUGGCUCUUCACUGGUGUUGCUCUGCUUACAUGCGCCGCGCUUAUUCCGGUCAACGUCGUCUACAACCUACAGAACGUCAAUUCCGACGACCGAGACGCCCUUUCCAUGCUGACGAUUCGCGACCUCGACAGCAAAGUGCUUUUCGUCCAUGUUGCUGCCACCUACAUUAUCUGCUUCAUUGUUAUGGUCUCCAUCUGGAAGAACUGGAAGACUGUCCUCCUCCUCCGCAAGCAGUGGUUCCGCUCUCCGGAAUACAUUCAGUCUUUCUACGCGCGGACCCUGAUGAUCACCCAGGUCUCCAAGAAGUACCAGUCUGACGAAGGUCUGCGCGCAAUCUUCGAAAGUACGGGCGCGCCGUACCCAACCACCUCUGUGCACAUUGGUCGGCAUGUUGGCAAGCUGCCAGAGCUCAUCGAGUAUCACAACCAGGCCGUGCGUGAGCUCGAAGCUGUCCUCGUCCGGUAUUUGAAGGAUGGCAAGAUUGCUAAAGAGCGGCCUACGCGACGCCUCGGCGGCUUCAUGUGGUGCGGUGGACAGAAGGUUGAUGCUAUCGACUUCUUCACUGCCAAGCUUAAGAGGACCGAAAGCGCUGUCGAGGAAUAUCGAAAUCGGAUUGACACCCGCAAGGCUGAAAAUUAUGGUUUCGCGUCUAUGGGUGCUGUUUCCUACGCGCAUAUAGUCGCCAAUAUGCUCAGGAGGAAGCAUGUCAAGGGCACGUCAAUCACUUUAGCACCUAAUCCCAAGGACAUUAUUUGGGAGAACCUGAACAAGACUCCAAGUGAGAUCAGGGCCAAGAAGACGACGGGCUGGAUCUUCCUCGGUGUCGUUUGCUUCUUCAACACUAUUCCGCUGUUCGUUAUCUCUAUUCUUGCGAACUUGGCCUCGUUGACGUCUUUCGUCCACUUCCUGCAAGACUGGUCCACUGCGUCUCCAUGGUCGUUUACAUUCAUUUCUGGUGUACUGCCUCCGGCCGUCUCCGCUUUAUUUGGCUUCUUCUUUCCCAUCGUCGUGCGGUGGUUGUCACAGUACCAAGGCGCUCUGACGCAGUCAAGACUUGAUCGUGCCGUAAUCGCUCGAUAUUUCUCGUUCCUGCUUAUCUCCCAGCUCGUGGUUUUCACCUUGAUCGGUGUCCUGUUCAACUGUGUCAAGGAAAUUGUCCUUCAAGUCGGACAGCACCAGAGCUUUAAUGAAAUCUUGCAGAAUCUAGACAAGCUCCCUGGGAAUAUUCAAAAGACCUACAUCGACCAGGCGUCGUACUGGCUGACCUACUUCCCUCUGCGAGGCUUUUUGGUUCUCUUCGACCUUGCACAGAUACUCAAUCUCGUUUUGAUCUCCUUCAAGAAAUAUUUCUUAGGUCGUACGCCGCGGGAAAUCCGCGAUUGGACACAACCUGCUGACUUCCCGUAUGCUAUAUAUUUCUCUAACUUGCUAUUUAUGGCGACCGUAGGAUUUGUAUUCGCUCCAUUGGCGCCGCUUGUGGCUGUUGCCGCUGCCAUUGUCUUCUGGGUUAGCUCCUGGGUAUAUAAGUACCAGCUCAUGUUUGUAUUCGUAACUCGUGUGGAGACUGGCGGGCGCCUGUGGAACGUCGUCAUCAACCGUCUUCUAGUGGCGGUUAUGCUCAUGCAACUGCUCAUUACAUUGACUAUGGGUCUCCGUUUUGGCCUUCGGUCCUUGUUUUGGAUAGCGUCCCUCCCGCCUAUCUUCUUGAUCUUGGCUUUCAAAAUUUACUGCACUCGUGUUUUCAACCCUGAGUUCAGCUUCUAUAUUCCUACCGAGGAAGAGCUCCGCACAGCCCACGUGCAUUCUCAACGCGCCGAUAAUGCUAGCAACCGCCUUGGGAAGCGCUUCGGGCAUCCCGCGCUUCAUCAAGAACUGUUCACACCCAUGGUGCACGCGAACAUGACAGCUCUGCUUGCCGACGUCUAUAAGGGCAAGAUCAGCAACGAAGAGACCAAGCUCCAAGAAUACGGUGGAACAAGAGUCGACGCUCAAGUUGUGGCGGGCGGUGUCAGGAUUGCCGGCAUCGAACAGCACGAUUUGGAGUAUGAUCCCGUCAUGUACCAGCGUGAUCGGGGUGACGAAUGGGACACUCGCUCCAUUUCUUCCGCAACCACUCUGGUCGGCGGCAAAUCCGACUAUUCCGUUGCGGGUCGAGCGUCACCCGCACCAUCCAAGGUCAUUGGCUAUGAUCGUUAUCUGGCGCAGGGAUCCCAGCCGGAGAUCGAGAUGAGCCGACUCAAUGUUGAUCGGGUGCCUCUACUCACCGCACCACAAGCCCUGGGCCAGUUCGAUCCGACGGCCAGCAGGAGCAAUGUCAGCUUGUCAACGACUUAUUCUCGGUACAACACCCCUCCACUCGGGAGCUCGUCGGAAUUCCUUCCUCACGUCCCCCAGGUCUCUUCGGUUCCUGCAAUGCCUCUGGGUCAAGAUUACCGGGAGGCCUCACUCCACCGGCCAUAUCCCUCGGGUCGGCAAGCAUCCGGCAACGCGCCAUCAGAAGAAGCCAACAUGGCAGGCCGUGGGGCGUUCAGGAAUUACUGAAGGCCUGCAGAUACACUACUGUAGCGUUUCUUGUACUGGAUUGUGGUAUUGCUUUGGGUAUCCAGUUGCGGACUGCUCUGUACAAUCUAGUGACACUAUAUUAUACAUCAUGCAAUAUGUUAAACC